Messenger RNA from Thalassophryne amazonica, 4692 nucleotides. RefSeq names its product WNK lysine deficient protein kinase 4a (gene wnk4a). The record is from RefSeq and is a predicted model, not a curated record. Gene Ontology annotation, cellular component: cytosol; cytoplasm. Gene Ontology annotation, biological process: positive regulation of sodium ion transmembrane transporter activity; negative regulation of sodium ion transport; renal sodium ion absorption. Gene Ontology annotation, molecular function: potassium channel inhibitor activity; protein serine/threonine kinase activity; chloride channel inhibitor activity. NCBI's taxonomy places the organism in Eukaryota, Metazoa, Chordata, Actinopteri, Batrachoidiformes, Batrachoididae.
CAGCUCCGUCCUUUGCGUGGAGGUUAUGGCUGAUAACUUUGGGAAGAAGGUGGACAAACUGGGUUUUAAGUGAGAAGAACGAUGCGUAAAUACGUAUUUCCGUGCGUAAUGUCAAGGGGCGAGCAUUUCGACGCGGCUACCGUGACGUGUUCCAAAACGAGAACCCGCUACUAUGUCAAACGCUCAGGUUGAGAUCUGUGGACGCGGAUUCCCACGAUUGUCUGUGGACAUGACCGACGACUGCUUGGCCCGGGUCUCGUCCUUGCUGAGGACACACGCGCUGGGCGCGCGGAGAAAACUCUUACGGCCUGCAGAAAUCAGCAUGGACACGCAUUCUCCUUUAUACAGCGGCAUCCAAGCCCUGUCGUGGUCAGCUGAAAACAUCCUGACCUUAUCCGUCAGAGCAGAGGAUGAGAAAACCGACGACUCUCCGCAGUCGCCGUCUCCGGUUUCCAGCCCCGGCGGCAGCUCCAACACGCCCCCCUGCACAGAACCCGAGCAGGGGUCCAUCACUGGGAAAUGGGACAAGGCAAGAUCCGGGGCUCAGGACGCCAGUUCAGACUCUGACAAUGAACUGGUUCAGACUAAACAGCACAAGACCUUGUCUCGGAUCCAGUGGGCAGAGGAAGAAAAGGAGGAUGUGGAGACCAAAGCUGUGGCAACAUCACCAGAUGGAAGGUACCUCAAAUUCAACACAGAGAUUGGAAGGGGGUCCUUCAAGACUGUGUAUAAAGGACUGGACACGGAGACCACAGUGGAGUGGCAAUGGUGUGAGCUCCAGACCCGGAAGCUGACCAAGGCGGAGCGACAGCGUUUCAGCGAGGAGGUGGAGAUGCUGAAGGGGCUGCAGCACCCCAACAUUGUCCGAUUCCAUGACUCCUGGAAGUCCACAGUGAAGGGCCACAAGUGCAUCAUCUUGGUGACUGAACUCAUGACCUCAGGCACUCUUAAAACGUACUUGAAGAGGUUCAAGGAGAUGAAGCUGAAGCUGUUGCAGCGCUGGAGCCGUCAAAUCCUCAAAGGGCUACACUUCCUGCAUACACGCACCCCUCCUAUCAUCCACCGGGACCUCAAGUGUGACAACAUCUUCAUCACCGGCCCCACUGGAUCUGUCAAGAUAGGAGAUCUGGGGCUGGCCACACUCAAAAGUGCCUCUUUUGCGAAAAGUGUCAUUGGAACACCAGAGUUCAUGGCCCCAGAGAUGUACGAGGAGAAGUAUGACGAAGUGGUGGAUGUGUACGCCUUUGGAAUGUGCAUCCUGGAGAUGGCCACGUCUGAGUACCCAUACUCCGAGUGCCAAAACGCUGCUCAAAUCUACCGCAAAGUCACUAGUGGAAUCAAACCUGACAGCUUUUAUAAAGUCAAAGUCCCGGAGCUGAAGGAGAUCAUUGAGGGAUGCAUUCGUAUGAACAAAGAUGAAAGGUACACCAUCCAGGACCUCUUGGAUCACCCGUUUUUCCAGGAGAACCAUGGCGUCCACGUGGAGCUGGCAGAGGAGGACGACAUGGUGAAGACGGGACUUAAACUUUGGUUGCGCAUGGAUGACACCAAGAAGCUCCACGGGAAGUACAAGGACAACAACGCCAUCGAGUUCCUGUUCGAGCUCUACAAGGACGUUCCUGAGGAAGUGGCCCAGGAGAUGGUCGUGCUUGGUUUUGUGUGCGAGGCCGACUUCAAGCUUGUGGCCAAAUCCAUACGGGACAGAGUGUCAGCCAUCAAGCGGCAAAGGGAGAAGGUCAGGAGGCAGGCGGAGGAGCGGAAGAAGAAACAAAUGCAAGAAGCCAUAGAAGAGGAAGUUGAGCCUGCGCCAUCCUCACCUAAAGCUGGUGAAACUGUGGUCGCAGACUCCCCCAUCCCAGCCCUGACACCACCGGCCCCCAUACUGUCUCCGAUCACCAGCUCUGUGGACUCUGGUGUCAGCACCAACUUCCCUGCAGAACCAGAGGAGCCUGAAGCAGACCAACACUUCCACGUCCGCCACAACAGCCUGUCAUCAGCCAAUUCUGACUGUGAGACAGACGGCUAUCUGAGCUCCUCCGGGCUUCAGGAUCCCCUGGAGCCCGGGAGCUUCAACACGCCGGAGACUCCUCCCACCUCCCACAGUGACACCCCGCCUGCCAAAGGCCUCAGCAUCCCGGCUCUCCGCUUCCCCUCGAGCAUUGCAGUUUCUCCCAGCAUAGAUCACGGCAGCUCAGGGUCCCCGAGUGGCCUGAACUCCCCUGUGGACAGCUACGCCUCCGAUGUGACUUCAGGGUUGAGUGACGGCUAUGAGGGCCUAUCAGAGAAGACUGAGAAAAUGGGCAGGCGAACUGCUGGGAAGGUGUUCAGGAGGAGGACCCGCUCAAGGCUACGCAUCACUGCGCUCUCUGAUAAAGUGGACCGGGUGGUGGAGUGCCAGCUACAAACACACAACUACAAGAUGGUUACCUUCAAGUUCGAUCUGGAUGGAGAUAAUCCCGAAGAUAUUGCUGCAGUCAUGGUGCAUAAUGAGUUCAUCCUGCCUUCAGAGAAGGAGGGUUUCAUCCAACGCAUGGGUGACGUCAUCAAGCGGGCGGAAGCUCUAAUGGCGAAAGAACAGGUUGUCCAUCAGAGCGGGCACAGACUCCCUGAGCCGCCGUUCCACAGUGGACCUAACUCGUUGUCUUCCCCCCAGGUGAACCUGCACACUCACGGCCUGGCACAAACACAUUCUGCUUCUCUUCCAGACUUCAGUGUGGCCAACACUGGUGUCAGGGUCCAAGGCUCUCCCCCGUGUACCAGUGGAGACGUCUUCAGCAAAGACGUGACUUCACCUACGCGACCUUUAUUACGCUCGCAGUCUUUCCACAACACCCCAGCAUCCCCCCUCCAUUAUCAGCACAGUCACCCUGCGUCUCUUCUGCCCCACCAUCAGCACUAUCAUCUACCUUUGAGUGGGCACACUCACUUCCCAUUCCCAUAUCCAGCCUCUCCUGGUUCCCCCAAGCCACUAGUGGCUCAUCUCCCCAUCACACGUGUUUCCAGUAGCCCCACCUUCCCUUCUGUUCACUCACCAGCUCCAGGAUCACCUACUCUACUGCGUGAGACCCCAAGUCCUGUCAGCAAUGAGGGCAUCCCCGUGUCCACACCUGUACAUCAGCACCCCAGUGUAUGGGCCCCCCACACACAGCCCCUGUUUUCUUUAGCUAAUGUCAUUUCCAUGGCAAUGAGUAUGGCCCAGUCUUUUAUCCCCCAGGCGAGCCUCCCCACACAGGGAAUUGCAUCUUUUCCAGGGUUCCACCCUCAGCUACCACCACACAUGGUCCCACAAGCAGGGUACCCUUCCAUUUAUUCACCAGCCUACCAGACCCCAUCAGUAGAGGUCUCCUACACUACACCGGGCGCCCAAGGCUCAAACGUCUACCACAGCAAUGAACGUACACCUCAGAAGGAUGGACUGGGGUUUGUUCAGAAUACACAUCCAGGGUGGCUUCAUCCCCCCUCUCUUACGCCUUCCUCCCCACCUUGGGGUCCUCUGGAACAGAUUGGACUCUCCAGUGCCCCCAACCUGACACAAGAGGAGAAUCUUCACAGUUGCAUGGCUCCAUUCGUACCUCAGCCUCCAACUCAGGCAAAGCCCCAAUCAGAAUGCGCCAAUUCCAGUUCUCUGUCAAAUCUGUCUCCAUCACCCUCAGUGGGUCCAGAAAGCACUUUAUCAUCUAUCAAUAUUCGACGACAGCACGUGGUACCUGAGCUUUGCAUCCAUGAGCCUGAACUAAAACUAUCUUCUCCAGACUCUGACAUCCAGUCUGCACCGGUGACUGUUGGGAGAUUUCAAGUGACGCCCAGUACAGACGUCACUGCUGGUGGGGGGCCACAGGUAGCAGACAGUAGCAGCACCUCUUCAGAGAGCAGUACUGAGGAGCAGGGGGAGUCUGAGACCAGCAUGGGCACCUCCCUCACCAUGUCGCCUCCUCACCCACAUCCUCACAAAGGGGCAGCAGGGAUGCUUCAGGAACCGGACAUUCAGGUAGGAUGGCCAGUCAGUCAAGAGGAGCAGCAGCAGAACAGGGAAGAGCAGGAGGAGGAGGAAGAAGCAGAGAAUGAAGAAGCUGGGGGCCGUCCUGGAGAAUGGCAGAGAGUAAAGAGGAAGAGUCGGAGGAGGGCGUGCAGCCUCAGCCUGAUGGGAACAUCGGCGGACAGCGGACUCUCGGUGACAGCAGCGGAGAUGGAGAGGAGGCUGUGGGACGGAUCCGCGGGCAGCCCGCUGUAUGGGAACGCCCUGCAUCAGUUAUGGACGAUGAACUACAACCGAAAGACUCUGUACCUAAGCAGCGACGACUCAGACAGCGAGGACGAGGAAAUGCUGGAAGAACUUCAGGAACUGAGAGAGAAACACCUUGCAGAGGUCCAGGCCCUGCAGGCUGCCCAGAAAAAAGAAAUUGAAGAGCUCUACAAAAAGCUGGGAAAAGCUCCGCCUCCAGGCAUAGUCUCUCCAGCCGCCAUGUUGUCCAGUCGUCAGCACCGCCUGUCCAAAGGCAGUGGGUUCCCCAGUUCCCGCAAGGACGGCCUCCAGCAGCACAUCGACAUGUUGCCACUCCAAGGGAUCAUUCGGAGAAACUCCCUUGGAGGCAGCAGCAGCAGCUCCCAGGACAAACAGAAUAAAGGAGUCACAUUUUCCACCAACAUUAGUAGAAUGUAAUAAACUCAACCAAGCAAGCUGUGCAUCCGGAC